AUGGGGAAGCUGCUGUCGAAGAUCUUCGGCAAUAAGGAGAUGAGGAUACUGAUGCUGGGACUCGAUGCUGCAGGAAAGACUACUAUUUUAUAUAAAUUAAAAUUAGGUCAGUCAGUCACAACGAUACCUACGGUCGGUUUCAACGUGGAAACCGUGACGUAUAAAAAUGUCAAAUUCAAUGUCUGGGACGUCGGUGGGCAGGAUAAAAUACGACCACUGUGGAGGCAUUAUUAUACAGGCACUCAAGGUCUAAUAUUCGUGGUGGACUGCGCGGACCGCGACCGUAUUGACGAGGCGCGGCAGGAGUUGCACCGGAUCAUUAACGACCGGGAGAUGCGAGACGCUAUCAUACUCAUAUUUGCUAAUAAGCAGGACUUGCCUGAUGCAAUGAAACCCCACGAGAUACAAGAGAAGCUCGGCCUCACACGCAUCCGCGACCGCAACUGGCGGCCGGUGACCGCCUUCCGUAUACGCACGGUGACCAUUUCGAUGCCAUUUAUAAUAAGUAAGCUGCGUCCGUGCCCGUCGGAUAUAGAAACCAUG
Messenger RNA from Brenthis ino (lesser marbled fritillary), 543 nucleotides. The record is from the annotation of a GenBank genome assembly. Lineage: Eukaryota; Metazoa; Arthropoda; Insecta; Lepidoptera; Nymphalidae.